AAAGCGCCAUUAAGCGUCAUUAGAAUAACCACAACAGUUCUGUUGGACUCGAUUUAUAUUUUUGUAAUAUAUUAAAUACUGUGUGACAUAUUAUGUAUACACUGUAAUAAUCUGGAUUAUCAGCGUUAUUUUGUUAAUCCCAACAACAUGACCUCAUUGCUGAUUUUACUGAGACGGUGUACUAUAAAUAUCAAAAAUAAUGGAGGAAUAUUUACAGGCAAAGGUCUAUCAUGGAUUCAUCUUGACCACAGGAAGGUUUCAGACAAAUUUCUCGGUGUUCAAAAGCUGGACCAGGAAGGACAUGUACACCCAGGUUUGGGAUGUUGGAAAAGCUUCCUUAGAAGUUUUUUUGGAGGAGGCCAUGACGGUUCGAAACAGAUUAUGACUUUAGAGGACAUUGCGAAAGGAAUCAGAGAACGAGAGUUCAAACGGAUUGUGGUGAUGGCCGGAGCAGGGAUUAGUACUCCAAGUGGAAUUCCAGAUUUCAGGUCACCUGGAAGUGGCCUUUACGACAACCUUCAAAAGUAUAACCUUCCCUAUGCAGAGGCCAUAUUUGAGAUUAACUAUUUCCAUCACAACCCUCAACCUUUCUUUGCCUUGGCUAAAGAGUUGUAUCCAGGGAAUUAUCGUCCCAAUCUGACACACUACUUCAUCCGGCUGCUUCAUGACAAAGGCCAGCUGCUCAGGAUGUACACUCAGAACAUUGAUGGACUAGAGAGGAUGGCAGGAAUCCCAGCUGAGAAGUUAGUGGAAGCACAUGGGACCUUUGCGACAGCCACGUGCACGGUUUGCCUACGAGAAUACCAAGGUGAAGAGCUACGCAGUGAUAUAAUGGAAGGAACAGUUCCUCACUGCUCUCAGUGUAGAGGAGUCAUCAAGCCUGACAUCGUGUUUUUUGGUGAAGAACUGCCGCAGAACUUUUUCUUCUACCUCACCGACUUCCCCAUGGCAGACUUACUGAUUGUAAUGGGAACAUCUUUAGAGGUGGAACCGUUUGCCAGCUUAUCCGGAGCUGUGCGAGAUUCUGUGUCUCGCCUCCUUAUAAACCGUGAUCUGGUGGGACCCUUUGCCUGGGGCCCUUCACGGCACAGUGACGUGGUAGAGCUGGGUGAUGUAGUGAGUGGCGUCAGGAACCUGGCAGACGCUUUGGGCUGGAUGCCUGAGCUGGAAACUCUUAUGGCUGAUGAAGGUCAGAAGGCUUCAAAGACGAGAGAGGAAUGACUACGCGGAUGUGAGAGACUAGCUUCAUUUGUCGCAUCCUCUCAGUCAUUUCGUGGCUGUGAUGUGUCUCAGCUCGACGUCCAAGGCACCAUGACAACCUCUACAGAGUCGAAGUUUAAUGAACACUAAUGUUUUACAGCCUCGGCGUUCAUAUGGAACUAUGGGUACUAUGUUCAUAUGGAUAAUGGUGUGCACGAUGAGCUGUUUU
Molecule: messenger RNA, 1429 nt
Organism: Tachysurus vachellii
Lineage: Eukaryota; Metazoa; Chordata; Actinopteri; Siluriformes; Bagridae
Gene: sirt3
Product: sirtuin 3
Exons: 8
Coding region: 148-1221 (357 amino acids)
Molecular function (GO): histone deacetylase activity, NAD-dependent; NAD+ binding
Source: RefSeq, a predicted model, not a curated record